Trematosphaeria pertusa is the source of this 2000-nucleotide messenger RNA. RefSeq names its product triacylglycerol lipase-like protein. The transcript is spliced from 4 exons. The record is from RefSeq and is a predicted model, not a curated record. Lineage: Eukaryota; Fungi; Ascomycota; Dothideomycetes; Pleosporales; Trematosphaeriaceae. Bases 183 to 1856 code for a protein of 557 amino acids.
CAACCCGAUAGUUUGCCCUCACGAUAGCACUCCAGCACCCGCCAGCCCAUCGCAACACCGCCUUCAGUCUUCCCACCGGCCCCCAGUUUCACUCAACUCUACUCGCUCCACAUCUAUCUCCUGCCACCAUUCAUAAAGAGCUACUAUUUUGGUUUCAAGAGAUUCAUGUCUUCGACGCAGCAAUGUUGCUUUCCCUCUUCUUGCUGCUCGCGCUCUGCGUUCAGCAACUCGUAGCUGUCGACCUGGUUGUCGACCUCGGGUACGCCAAGUACCGCGGAUUGCAAUUGCCGCAUGGCAUUACGCGCUGGGCGGGUAUGCGAUAUGCUCAAAGCCCGUCUCGAUUGAACGGAAUGCGGUUUACGGCUCCUCAGGAUCCUCUUCCUGUCCGCGGCAUUGUCAAUGCAACCGAGUUCGGACCUUUGUGCAUCGGCACGGGCAGCAACCUUAAAAACGAGUUCGGGGGUAGAUGGUCGGAGGACUGCCUGUUUGCCAAUGUCUUCGCGCCGUCCAAUGCGACAAAUACUAGCAGUCUCCCCGUGUACGUAUUCAUUCAGGGUGGCGGCUUCAACAGCAACGGGAAUGCCAACUACAAUGGGAGCGACUUGAUUCAGGCUGCAAAGGGGCAGAUAGUUGUGGUGAACUUCAACUACCGCGUCGGACCAUAUGGCUUCUUGGCCAGCAAAGAGAUCGCAGAAAACAAGACCCUGAGUCUCAACAACGGGUUGAAGGACCAGCGGCAACUGCUGAAGUGGGUUCAGGAUCACAUCAGCCAGUUUGGCGGAGACCCUAACCAUGUUACUCUUGGUGGCGCCAGCGCUGGAGCUGGAUCCGUCGUGCUCCAGCUAACAGCAUACGGAGGCCGUGAUGACAAGCUCUUCCAUGCAACUGCAGCAGAGUCUCCCGCGACGCCACCACUUCGCGAUGUUACGGACAGUCAAUGGGCGUAUGAUGCCCUGCUGAAGAAGGCAGCGUGCGAGGACCUCGAGUGCCUACGAACGAUGGACGCCGUUACAUUCCAAAACGCGGUGCGAGGCAUCAAAAUGCCUUUCCCAGGUGGCAAGAACCCACCAAUCUUCUUCUGGAACCCAACACUAGACGACGACUUCAUCCAGGACUACACAUACAAUGAGUUUAAAAACGGCCAUUACGUCAAGGUUCCUACGAUCUUCGGAGAUGCCACUAACGAGGGUACAAUCUUCACGCCGAAGUCGGUCAAUUCGCUGAUGAAAGCGGACACCUUCAUCUCCGACCAGUUCCCCAAUUUCAACAAACAAGACCAGCAGAGCAUCCAGUCCGUGUGGCCAGGUCCUCCGAACCACAUCAACGACGGACGGUGGAGGAACGUGGCGGCCGACAUAUACGGGCACAUACGCUAUCAAUGCCCGUGUCUCAACUUCUCGUCCUCGUAUGCUGUCAACGGUAGUUUUCCCACCUGGCAAUACCGCUACAAUGUGGGCACCGCCCUCCACGUUUCGGAACUUGGCCCCAUCUGGAACAAUGGGACAACUGCUGCCGGAGUUUUUAUUCAGGCGUAUUGGGCGUCCUUCAUUCGAUCGUUCGAUCCGAAUAAGUAUGCGACCGAGUUCCUGGCCGCCAACAGCAACGCGCUCACGUCUCCCACUUGGGAGGAGUUUGGUCAGGGGAACGGGAAAAGGAUGCUGUUCGAUAAUAAGAACGUGGUGCAAAUGGAGGAGGUGACGAACCAGGAGUGGAGCAGGUGCGACACUAUCACCGGCAUGGGGCUGCAAUUACAACAGGUCCAAUCUGCCGGAAGUCGAGUUGCCUCCCUUACUUGGGCUCCAUACCUGACCUACGCUGCUGUCGCUCUUGGCCUCGUCCAGUGGCUCUAUCCUUGAGCCUUGAGUCGCAUUUGGACGACUUGUUCUCAAGGAAGGAAUUCUCGCUAAGAUGGGCCUCCAAAACCAACACCAUAAAAGAACUCGGACGGCGAAUACAACAUACACCUUGCCGGGACAGUGGCACUUAACGUCGCUCCAAUU